AUGCCUCGUGGCAAAGGGUACCGUAGAGCUCAGGCCUUGAAGAACAGACAGCUUAUGCCAAAGCCUGUGGACGAGUUGUUCAAGGUUGUGCCAAGCUGUACGGCUUUUACUCCACGUCAUGGAACAGGCUUCAGGCACAGGGUUUGUCGUUGGCCCUUGUCUCCUAACACAGGCAAAAGCUUGAAGGUUGUCAUCCCACCAGAGUCUUCAGACAAGAAGUUUGUCUUCGUCAUUGGAGAUUCACAUCUCCGAGCCAUUGUGGAUGGCUAUGUGAAGGUGCCUGAGGGGAAGCUGUCCUUUGGCUACCUGUCGGUUCCUGGUGGUACAGCAGCCAACCUUACCACUGAGGUCCGGCAGUUAGUUCUCCGACGUGUUCCAGAUGCAGUGUGUCUACUUGCUCCAAGCAACAAUCUGGACAGUCCAAUUUCUGAAGCAGAAAAAGACUUCAAGUGUCUUUUGAACACCAUUUCCACUCUUUGUCCAAAUGUUUUUGUUUUGGAUUUCCCUCCAAGACUGAGCCAUGACACAGUUGUGCAGGACCAUCUGAGGAUGAUGUUUCACAGAGUCUCAGUACAAAUGGAUGUCAAAUAUUCAUCAAUUGCUGAGCACUUCCCCUUUCAUCGCCUGGAUUUGUGGGGCAGAGAUGGGGUUCAUCUCAGUGACAGUGACGGUAUGGACAUUUUUGCACAAUUGCUCUGGCAAAAAACAUACCUGCACCUCGAAAGUCAGAAGGCCCAGGUUACCCCCAAGAAGUCUGCUGCUAGAGUGGUUGUUCAAGAUGCAAAGCCCAUUCAACCCCAAGCAGACCAAUCUAAGUGGAGAGUUGUUUUGCCUGGCAAGAAGAGGUCUACUCCAGCUGGUCCAAAGCAGCAGAGAUCAUCUUCAAAGAUAAUUCGUCUUCAUGAGGCCGAAGUCUGCUUUGAAGUAAAUCCUAAAUACUUCCAUGAAGAUCUGCUGCAUAUCUUGGAAAAAGACAGUACUGGAUGUCCAGAUGUGCUUUCACCAGAUGUCCAACACAAAAAGGUGGUAAAACCUGAAGGAAAGCCAGAGUCCUCUGGAAAAGAGAAAAGUGUUGUUAACAUGCAGGGACAGGCAGCAACAAUCCAGAAACCUCCUGCCACUACCACAGCACCAAUAAAGGAGCAAGUGAUCAUGCCCUCUGAUGAUCAUGAAUGGCCAACACUUGCAGAGAGUUUAAAGACAUCUCACAUUCAUCAAAAAGGCUCACGUGGCACACUGAUGUCUCGUUAUCAGAAGUACCUGAAGGACUGCAGUGUUGUCCUUCAAAAGCUGAACGUGAAAACUGGUGACGCCAUUGUGCCAUCACCAGCUCCCAAUGGCAAAACGUAUGCAGCUGCUCUCCAAAACCGAAGAUCUGUUUCACACACAGAUGUCACCAAGGACCAGGUUUGCUGUCAGUCCCAGGAGCAUUUGAAAGACUGCUCUGAGGUUCUACACCAUCUCCGCAUGAACGACAAAUGCAGUGUUCCAUCGCCUGUACCAAAAGGCAAAACGAACGCAGAUGCUCUCCAAGACCAAGGACCUGUUGACCUGGGAGAUGUUACAAAGCAACAGGAAUGUAAGGAGAAGGAGACGAGUGUUCAACCUGAGAAGUUCCAUGAUGCUCCUGGUGCUGCAGCUUCAAGUGCUACCACUGCAUCUUCCUCAUCAAAUCAGGAAAAAUUACCCACAGAGCACACAUUCCAUCAUCACAAGUUCUCUUUGGAAUACAUGCAGACCUUCACAGGAAAUCUUCAUCAGCAGAUUUACCAUGAAGAUGUUUCCGAUUUUGCCAUGCCUUUGGACGUUGCAUUACAGAGAGCUACAUUUGACAAUGACGGCUGUCUGUUUACAAUUAGUAGAAACACAUGUGCGGUUUUGAAAGAACAAUCUCAGUUUUCUGUUUUUGAUCCACAUUCACGUGGUCAUGAUGGUCUCUGGCAGUUGAAUGGCACAAGCAUAGUAGCACACUUUGAUACUUUAGACCAAGUUUAUACACAUUUAAUCAAUCUCUCUCACUCUUUGUGUGCUGACAAUGCAAAUGAAGAGGACACAGCUUUUGAAAUGACCGGUGUUAAGGUGACUGCUCAAUCUAUGAGUAAACCUAUCCAAAGUAAAACUGCUUCUUGCCAAAAUGAUGUAGAGUUAAUCAGUGGAAAUGAUGAUAGUUUUGAUGAUGAUACGUUUGAUCAGUUAGUAGUUGAAGAGAUUGAAGAUGUUGCAGUCAGUGACACAUCUGAGUCUCUUUCUGAAUCUCCAUCUCAUUCCUUACCAAAGGGUGGACAAAAUGGUGUCCAUGGACCUGUGACUUGUGUUCCAUCUAAUACAGAAACUGUGAGUAACAUUCUACCCAGAUUAGAUGAUCAGAAUCUAAUGAUUAAAGUCAAACUCAAGCGAAAGCUGACAUACAAGGGUCACUAUGACUAUCAGUAUGUCAACGCUCUGAAAGUACAUAAUGCAAUUGCAUACCUUAAAUCUCACAAUACUUUUUACAAAGAUGUACAAUUUAACAGUGCAUGGACAAAUCCCCUAGAAAAAGAUUCUGAAAACUCUACCUCUGAAACUGACAACGUCACUUUGGAAGAAGACAGCAAUAGAGCUGAAAUAGAGUGUGAACAUCCUGGCAAAGGAAAUGGCAGUGGCACCGAGGUAGAGUCUGAAGAUCUUGUUAGCGAUGAUCAUUUUAAUGAUAGACAACAGCAUGGGAUGUUUUUGGACACAUGUAUGCAACCAGUAGACAUUGCCCAAGAAAUACUAGACAACCAUUUUGACAGUGUUUUAUCAGUAGCACCAGCUGAGGGAAAUACUCCAGUCAGAUUGCUUACCGAUACUUCUAAUGAGGCUAAAUGCUUUCCAGUUCUGUUUCCCAAUGGAACAGGUACAUUUCAUGAUGCAAGAGAGCAAAGGAUUACACUCAGCAAAUAUUUAAACACCCGAAUUCUCAAUGCUGAUGGCAGAUUUGGCAAGAACUUGGAUUAUAUCUUUUAUGCGCAAUAUUUGUCAGAAGUUAAUCAAGUUGUGUCAAAUGUUUCCAUUGCACUGAGAAAGGGCUACCAUGGCGUAGACAACACCAACAUUACAUCAUCCAUGCUGGGCAAUACAGACUUUUUGAAGAAUGUUUUAAAUGCUGACAUGGGCUAUAAGUUUUUGAAGCCCAUUAGAGGUACACCAGUAUUUUGGCAGGGAGUUCAAAAAGAUCUGUUUGCUUACGUUAGACAACUUGGCAUUCCAACAUGGUUUGCUUCCUUUUCUUCAGCAGAUUUAAGAUGGCCAGAAUUUAUGGAAGCUUUUAUGGCUAUAGAAAAUAUUCAAGGCAAUAUUCAUGACAUGGACUGGGCACAGAAAUGUGACUUAUUGAAAAACAAUCCAGUGACAGCAGCCAGAAUGUUUGACAAUAGAUUUAGAUCUUUUUUAAAAGAUGUUAUCAUGUCUCCCGCUCAGCCAAUUGGUAAAAUCAUUGAUUAUUUUUAUAGAGUAGAGUUUCAGCAACGUGGAUCAUGUCACACUCAUUGUCUAUUUUGGACCGACGGGCCUAAAAUAGGAGUCAACACAGACGCUGAAGUCAUAGCUUUUGUAGAUAAAUAUGUUACAUGCGACCUCCCACCUGACAGUGACCCUCUCCAUGAAGUGGUACAUAGUGUUCAAAUGCAUAGCAAAAAACACUCUAAAAGUUGCAGAAAAAAUCACACAACUUGCAGGUUUCACUUUCCCCGACCACCAAGCAACAAUACAUUCAUAUGCACACAGGAAACAGAUGUUGACAAUAAGGAAAACCCAUCUGACAAAACAUCUUCAGAUUUAAAAAAGGCAGCCAAGCAUAUCAUGACCAAAGUUAAAGAAGCUUUGACCAGUGAAAACAACACAUUUAGUAGCAUAGAUGACUUGUUUAAUUCCAUUGGUAUUGACCAGACUACAUUUGAAACAGUCUACAAAUUGACCUCUACAAAAACAACUGUCGUCCAUAAACGAAACAUAAACGACAUCUGGGUUAACCAGUAUAACACAGACCUGCUACGUUGCUGGAAUGCAAACAUGGACAUCCAGUUUGUCUGUGAUGCAUAUGCAUGCAUUGUUUAUAUCAUUUCCUACAUAUCCAAAGCAGAAAGAGAAAUGGGUUUGCUAUUAAAACAUGCACAAAAUGAAAUCAAACAUAAUGAAAACCUGGAUGCAAAACAAGCGCUUAACAAAUUAGGGAAUGUGUUUCUGCAUAACAGAGAAGUUUCUGCUCAAGAAAGUGUGUAUCGGGUAACAAACAUGAGAUUAAAAGAGGGCUCUAGAAAAGUCACAUUUGUUCCAACAGGUGACAACAUUGUCAGAAUGAGCUUACCUCUUAAUGUCAUUCAAAACAGUGCUAAUGGUAAUCAGAUCUGGAUGACAAACAUUACUGAUCGAUACAAAAGCAGGCCUAAGUCCAGUGAAUUUAUGGACAUGUGCAUAGCUACUUUUGCCUCAGAAUACAGAAAUGUACCAAACAGUGAGAAAUCUAGACCAGAAGUGGUAAGUUUAUUAAACAACAAUGGUUGUGUAAGGAAGCGGACAAGGACAAAUGUAGCUGUUGUUAGAUAUGCUCGUUUUUCUAAAGAACAAGAUCCUGAGAAACACUAUCAAAGCCAGCUUCAGUUGUUCCUUCCUUAUUACACGGAAAACCAGUUAAAACCAUCACAAUUUACAACAUUUCAAGAGUUUUAUGAGACCGGCUCAAUCACAAACAGUAGUAAAAACAUCCAGUCUGUCAAAGACGUAGUAGAAUUCAACAGAUCCAAGUUUGAAAUCAAAGCAGAAGAUUUACAAAACAUACAGGAAGAUAUUGAACACUUUGGAUUUCAAGAAGAUGUUUGGGCAGAGCUGUGUCCUGAGGCAGAACUAGACCGAUUAGAAUGUUUGGAAGACAGAUCUUUAGAUAACAAUCCAAAUCCUGGUGAACAAGAAGUUAUUCCAGAUCUAGAGCCAAUCACAAAACCAGCUUUAUCAUUUCACAUUCAAAAACAGAUAGUCUCACACAAGGAAGCACAAUCCUUAAUGCGUUCUCUAAAUCAGCAGCAGAGCAACGUGUUUUAUAAAAUCCGGCAGUGGUGCUUAGAUAAAGUAAACGGUCACAAUCCAAGCCCUUUUUAUGUUUUCAUUUCAGGUGGCGCGGGAACAGGCAAGUCCCAUUUGGUAAAAGCCGUGUCCUAUGAAACAACCAGAAUACUAUCCAGAUUAUCUAAUUAUCCUGAUGAUAUUCAUGUUUUAUUGACUGCCCCCACUGGAGUGGCUGCAUUAAAUAUCAAUGCCACAACAAUACAUAAUAGCUUUGCAAUUGGCAAUAAUAUUUCAUUACCAUACCAACCUUUAAGAGAGGAAAAAAUAAACACAUUAAGAGCAACCCUGAAACAUUUACAAAUCUUGAUAAUAGAUGAAAUCUCAAUGGUUGAUAACAAGCUUUUAACAUAUAUCCAUGGUAGACUGCGUCAGAUCAAACAGUGUUCAGACUUUUCUUCAUUUGGUAAUGUCUCCGUCAUAGCUGUUGGUGAUUUUUAUCAGUUGCCACCUGUCAAAGGGACUCCACUCUACAAGGACCCCAUUGGUUCCAAUUUGUGGCAAAACAGUUUCAGUCAUGUAGAACUCACAGACAUAGUACGACAGAAAAACAAAGACUUUGCUGUAACACUUAACCGUUUAAGGAAACACAAAAAAGACCAACCACUUCACCCACAAGACGAAGCACUUCUCAAACGAUGUGAAACAGGCAUGGGUGAAGACACUGAAAUUCUACAUCUUUUUGCAACAAACAGUGAUGUUGAUAAUCAUAACUUCAACAUGUUGCAUAAACAAUGUACAGACAUUGUACAAAUCAAAGCCCAAGAUUUCCAUAAAAACCCUCAGACUGGCCGUACCACUAGAAUACCCUCAACACUUGAUUUUGGCAAGAAAACCUAUUUAGAUAAAUUACUAAGUAUUGCUCCUAAAGCUCGUGUAAUGCUCAUUAAAAACAUCGAUGUUUCUGAUGGACUUGUCAAUGGUGUGUUUGGUACUGUUUGUCGCAUACAAUUUCUAGGUAACAAUAGCUUCCCACACAUCAUUUAUGUUAACUUUGAUAACCCAAGUAUAGGCCAACAACUACGACACAAGUUUCCAACUUCAGACACCGAGCUGACUAAUGCUACACCAAUUAGUCCCGAUGAAGAUAAACUUGAAAAGGGGGUUAGACGUCAAUUUCCACUGCGGCUGGCUUGGUCUUGCACCAUACAUAAAGUCCAAGGCCUAACACUACAGAAAGCAGUAGUCUCUUUUAAAAGGAUUUUUUCUGCUGGACAAGCAUAUGUAGCUUUAAGUCGUGUUACAUCACUAGAACACCUCACUAUCCAAGAUUUUAAAGCUAAAGCAAUCUAUGCAAGAAGUGAUGUGGAAGAAAACUUGAAAUUAAUGCCAAACUUUAUCGACACACCAGUUUCAAUGCCAAACUGCACUUUUAAAGUCUGUCUUCAUAAUGUGCAAGGUCUCAAAAAUCACAUACAGGAUGUCAAGAGCAACCAAAAACUACUCACAGCCGAUAUAAUUUGUCUGACAGAAACUUGGUUAAAAGAAACACAUCCCCCUGAAAGCAUUUCACUGCCAGGUUGGACUUUUCACCACAAAACAAGAUCUGACUCAUACGAUGAAACUGGACUAUUUUCUACAUUCAGAAGCAAAAAUGGUGGUGGUGUUGGUUUCUAUCACAAAAACAGCAUUAUGUGUAAAAGUAUGGCUUUCAAUUGCAACAACCUGGAAGCUUUGCUUUUUAGCACACAGACUUUAAACCAUCAUUAUAUGCUGUUGUACAAACCACCAUCAUAUAACCUUCAGAAAUUCAAAGACAAUCUACAACCUGUACUGCAUUAUUUCAAUGAAUUUCCAGGAACCAAAAUAGUCAUGGGUGACAUGAAUGACGAUGCACUGGUUUCUAAUUCAUUUGUCAGCUUCAUGAAAUUGCAAGGAUACACUCAAAUAGUAACAAGUCCAACAACCGAAAAUAAUACUCUAAUUGAUCAUGUUUACAUCAAAGACAUUGAUCCCAAAACCAUACAUGUAGAAGUUAUUCCCACCUAUUACAGUUACCAUGAAUGUAUUCAAAUAUCAUUCUUGACAGGAACAGACACAGACAUACAGUUACAGGAACUGGGGACAGACAGACAGGGACUGCAGGACAAAUUGCCUCAAGGGGAAAGACAGACAAUCACAGAUAGAUGGACAGGUGGACACCAGAGCUGACCAUAACAAAUUACACAUAGAGGUCCGUUUCAUUCAUACAAAAUCAAUGUUGCUUCAAAAUCAUCUAAAGUUAUUUGGACUCAUAUACAUAUAUACCAUACCAUACCUUACCAUUUAAUGUACAUAAAGCAUGUGAAAUACACUUUUUAUUCAUAAAAAAGUGUAUGACAGUAUCACACUUACUUGUGGUUUUGAUAAUGGACACUUGAAAUGUUACUUUGUGUUGUGCCAUCACUGUUUCAAUGUAUAAAAAUGUAUCCAUUUAGAUAUUCACAAAUUCACUUAUUCUAGUACUAUUUUUAUUUUCCUUUGUUAAAGACUUCAUUUUACAGCACUCUUCUUUUUUUCAAUCUCCACUAGGAACAAUCACCCACCAGAUGAAAUUCCUGAAACAACACAACCGAAAUCUGCCGAAUCAGCAACCAUCAUGUGACCACGCCGCCUGCCUGUCGUCCUGUUUGCUUCCCAGCCUGCCUAACUACCAGCCUCUGGACCUGCAUCAUAUCCUGCCUUGCAACCUGUUUCCUCAUCCCAUCCUGGAUCCUCAUUCCCUGCUGCUUGUCUGUCCCUACCUGGCCCCAAAGCCCCAGCCCUGCCUCACCAAGACCGAUCAUCUCCAAUCUUGACCCCUCCUAUUCCAGUUUGGAGCACCGUUUUCAGUUUCACAUUGUUCUUAAUAAAUAUUAUUUGUUAUUCACUUGCCAUAGUUUCCAUCUGUGAUUUUUUUCAUGUCCUGGGUAAAACAUUCCCAACGUGACACUUUGCCUCAGAAUGCCCUUCUGCCACUUUGCUAUACAUUGUGUAACACAUCAUUUGUACAUUUACAUAUGUAGAUAACAAUAAAGUGUUUUCUGUA
This is a messenger RNA of Nothobranchius furzeri (turquoise killifish), 8086 nucleotides long. The record is from RefSeq and is a predicted model, not a curated record. NCBI's taxonomy places the organism in Eukaryota, Metazoa, Chordata, Actinopteri, Cyprinodontiformes, Nothobranchiidae.